This is a messenger RNA of Chlorocebus sabaeus (green monkey), 2279 nucleotides long. RefSeq names its product dopamine receptor D5 (gene DRD5). Gene Ontology annotation, biological process: G protein-coupled dopamine receptor signaling pathway; positive regulation of MAPK cascade; adenylate cyclase-activating adrenergic receptor signaling pathway. Lineage: Eukaryota; Metazoa; Chordata; Mammalia; Primates; Cercopithecidae. The record is from RefSeq and is a predicted model, not a curated record. Gene Ontology annotation, cellular component: plasma membrane. Gene Ontology annotation, molecular function: G protein-coupled receptor activity; dopamine neurotransmitter receptor activity, coupled via Gs.
CGCAGAUUCCCGAGAACAGCCCUGGCUGUCAGCGGGCACCAGCCGCUUCCUGUCCCCAGCGCUAAGACUGGAGGGGCGCACCACCGCCGCCGAGCCAGAGGCGCUUCAGGAGGCAAGAGAAGUCCCCGCGCGCUCCGGGGCCCGGCGCAGCUCAUGGUGAGCGCCCUCUGGGGCUCGAGGGUCCCUUGGCUGAGGGGGCGCAUCCUUGGGGUGCCCCAUGGGGCUGCCUGGGGGUCGCAGGGCUGAAAUUGGGACCGCCCACAGACCGCCCCUGCAGCCCAGCCCGAAAUGCUGCCGCCAGGGAGCAACAGCACUGCGUACCCGGGGCAGUUCGCGCCGCAACAGCAGCUGGCGCAGGGGAACACUGUGGGGGGCUCGGCGGGGGCACCGCCACUGGGGCCCGCACAGGUGGUCACUGCCUGCUUGCUGACCCUACUCAUCAUCUGGACCCUACUGGGCAACGUGUUGGUGUGCGCAGCCAUCGUGCGGAGCCGCCACCUGCGCACCAAGAUGACCAACGUCUUCAUCGUGUCUCUGGCCGUGUCAGACCUCUUCGUGGCGCUGCUGGUCAUGCCCUGGAAGGCAGUCGCCGAGGUGGCCGGUUACUGGCCCUUUGGAGCGUUCUGCGACGUCUGGGUGGCCUUCGACAUCAUGUGCUCCACAGCCUCCAUCCUGAACCUGUGCGUCAUCAGCGUGGACCGCUACUGGGCCAUCUCCAGGCCCUUCCGCUACGAGCGCAAGAUGACCCAGCGCAUGGCCUUGGUCAUCGUCGGCCUGGCCUGGACCUUGUCCAUCCUCAUCUCCUUCAUUCCGGUCCAGCUCAACUGGCACAGGGACCAGGCGGGCUCUUGGGGCGGGCUGGACCUGACUAACAACCUGGCCAACUGGACGCCCUGGGAGGAGGACGUUUGGGAACCCGACGUGACGGCAGAGAACUGUGACUCCAGCCUGAAUCGAACCUACGCCAUCUCUUCCUCGCUGGUCAGCUUCUACAUCCCCGUGGCCAUCAUGAUCGUGACCUACACGCGCAUCUACCGCAUCGCCCAGGUGCAGAUCCGCAGGAUUUCCUCCCUGGAGAGGGCCGCAGAGCACGCGCAGAGCUGCCGGAGCAGCGCAGCCUGCGCGCCCGACACCAGCCUGCGCGCUUCCAUCAAGAAGGAGACCAAGGUUUUCAAGACCCUGUCUGUGAUCAUGGGGGUCUUCGUGUGUUGCUGGCUGCCCUUCUUCAUCCUUAACUGCAUGGUCCCUUUCUGCAGUGGACACCCCGAAGGCCCUCCGGCCGGCUUCCCCUGCGUCAGUGAGACCACCUUCGACGUCUUCGUCUGGUUCGGUUGGGCCAACUCCUCGCUCAACCCCAUCAUCUAUGCCUUCAAUGCCGACUUCCGGAAGGUGUUUGCCCAGCUGCUGGGGUGCGGCCACGUCUGCUCCCGCACGCCGGUGAAGACGGUGAACAUCAGCAAUGAGCUCAUCUCCUACAACCAAGACACCGUCUUCCACAAGGAAAUCGCAGCUGCCUACAUCCACAUGAUGCCCAACGCUGUUACCCCCGGCGACCCGGAGGUGGACAACGAUGAGGAGGAGGAGGGUCCUUUCGAUCGCAUGUCCCAGAUCUAUCAGACAUCCCCAGAUGGUGACCCUGUUGCAGAGUCUGUCUGGGAGCUGGACUGUGAGGGGGAGAUUUCUUUAGGCAAAAUAACACCUUUCACCCCAAAUGGAUUCCAUUAAACUGCAUUAAGAAACCCCCUCAUGGAUCUGCAUAACUGCACAGACACUGACAAGCAUGCACACACACGCAAAUACAUGCCUUUCCAGUGCUUCUCCCUUUAACAUGUGUUUCUGUGCAGUAGUUCAUGUGCUUAGAAACCUCACCGCACCGAUUGGUGGUUCAAAUAAUUGGCCGAAGCAGUUGCAAUAAACUCAGUCAAAUAUACCCAGCCUACCAGAGAUGGACCAAUGAUCCUAUUAGAGAAGAGAGUAUAGUGCUGCGUCCUUAAAAAAAAAAAAAAAAAAGUGAUACUUGGUCCUUAAAAAAUAUGCUCUCCCCUCCCUUUUUAAACUAAUGGCUUGUUCAGUCACUUGUUUGUGUUUGAAUUGAUUUUUAAACAGCAGUUUGUGUGUGUGUGCAGUGAUGCGGUGGGAGCAUAGCUUUCCUGUGUCUGGAUUCCCAUGACUCUGUGCUCAUGUCAUUUCUUCUCUCUGUGCUGAUGGGUGUCUCUUCACCAUAGCUGAAGAAGUCUCCCUGAUUUAUUCUGGUGUCUAAUAAACACAAAUGAUUUGUA